UGUAUUCGUGUGUUACCGGAAGUAGUUCUUCAUGUCAGGAUCGACUCGUCAGUCAACUUUGAAGCUUCUAGCUUCUAGCUUAGCUCGUUAGCUGCGAACAAAGAGACGGCGAAGUUGCCAACGCAUCGCCCACCAGAGACCGGGUGUGAGUGUGAUUGUGGGAAAAUGUGUAAAGUACAAAUGCUGAGAGCGCUGGUGAAUCAGCGACUAACGGCGGCCGUUGAAGAAAUAUUUGUGGUGUUGGAAAGAACGAUAGCGGAAUACGAGGAGGAACUUUCUAGAACAAAAGAGGAGAACCAGCGACAACGUCAUCUACUGGACGCUGUUUUCAACAAACAUCCAGUCGGGUUCCACGGAGCAGAUGUCAGUGGAGGACAUCUUCCCUUUGAGCAGCAAGAAUGGAGCGCCAGGGUGGAACAGAAGGAGCCGCGGCCCUCCCACUUUAAAGUGGAAGAGGAGGAACGCAACAUCAGUCAGGAGGGCGAGCAUCCUGAAGGACUGGAUGCGUUCCCAGUGAUCGAUGUCCUCGUGAAGAGUGAAGACGACGAGGUCAAAGGCGAGCGAGAGCUGGAGCCUCCAAGCAGCAGCUCGACUCAACACAUGACAGCACAGGCAUAUGGAAACCACCAUGGAGGAUCUCAAGCAGGCAACCUCUUGGCGCCGCUGUCAGAUAGUGAGGACACAAUGUCACCCUCCCCGGACACCAACGAGGAAGACCCGAAAGCUGACAAGACAGGUUACAUUGACAAAAAAUGCGCUUGGUGUGGCAAAAUGUUUUACGACAGCAGCACUCUGAAAAGACACGUUAGAAUACACACCGGAGAAACACCUUUCUCCUGCUCCGUUUGCGGCAAAGGCUUUCGACGGAACGAAUGUUUGCAAAUACACAUGAGGCGACAUACCGGAGAAAAACCUUUCUGCUGUUCAAUCUGCAACAAAAGCUUUUGCGCCCGAACGCCGCUCGUAAUACACAUGAGAACACACACCGGCGAGAAAGUCUUCAGUUGCUGUGUGUGUGACGAAAGAUUCUCCUACAAGUACCAGAUUAGCAAACACAAGUGUGCCGGUUUCAACAGCAGCCAGUAAAUGAAACUGCAGGAUAAACUUUGACUUGCGAACAAAGUCACCACAUAUUGCAUGAUUGAGUCACCAAAUAUAGCAUGUGUGACAUCAUUGUGUGUGUAACACAUUCCUAUUUAAAUGUUGUAAUAAUAAAGAUGUGACAAAAUGUCAACCAGGUUUACUUAUUUAAAUUGCAAACUUGAUCCGAGAAGAGAGACUGAAAAGCUGCUCUGUUAUUAGCACUUAACCUGGUUAGCAAGCUAAUCUGUAGCCAUAUGUUUUUCUAAGUAUGUUUUUCUGCUCUUGUCCACUUUCCUACAUGUCUGUGCACCAUGUAACCCAGCUUUUUAAAUUGUAUGCUAUAAAAGUAUUACUUCAUAUGAUUUACAGCAAUCCAAUGGUGUAUACAAAUGUGAAUUCAGACCACUUGUUUUUGGGCCCUAUUCUCACAUCGUUUUUUAUUCACACCUAAAUAAUAAAUACAUGAGUAUUAAAGGCUUUUGUUCAUAUUCUCCCAUUAAGUCGGGAAAUAAAACAGGCUUAUUAUAAAUGA
Messenger RNA from Nerophis ophidion (straightnose pipefish), 1615 nucleotides. RefSeq names its product zinc finger and SCAN domain-containing protein 2-like. Gene Ontology annotation, cellular component: nucleus. The record is from RefSeq and is a predicted model, not a curated record. The transcript is spliced from 2 exons. Bases 166 to 1086 code for a protein of 306 amino acids. NCBI's taxonomy places the organism in Eukaryota, Metazoa, Chordata, Actinopteri, Syngnathiformes, Syngnathidae.